AUGCAGACUGCUUCUACAAACAUUUGUGGAAGACUGUGCAAUAAGUCCAUCUGUUAAAUGUUCUUGCUACUAAAUAUUCCACAGUCAACUGUUGGUGGUAUUAUAACAAAGUGGAAGCAACUGGGAACAGCAACUCAGCCACAAAGUGGUAAGCCACAUAAAAAGACAUAGCGGGGUCAGUGCAUGCUGAAGCAGAGUGUGUGCAGAAGCCGCCAACUGUUUGCAGAGUCAAUAGCUAAAGACCUCCAAACUUCAUGUGACCUUCAGAUGAGCACAACAACAGUGCGUAGAGAGCUUCAUAGAAUAGGUUUCCAUGACCAAGCAGCUGUAUCCAAG
This is a messenger RNA of Staurois parvus, 336 nucleotides long. The record is from the annotation of a GenBank genome assembly. NCBI's taxonomy places the organism in Eukaryota, Metazoa, Chordata, Amphibia, Anura, Ranidae.